Molecule: messenger RNA, 2376 nt
Organism: Bombus terrestris (buff-tailed bumblebee)
Lineage: Eukaryota; Metazoa; Arthropoda; Insecta; Hymenoptera; Apidae
Gene: r-l
Product: uridine 5'-monophosphate synthase-like
Exons: 4
Coding region: 505-1908 (467 amino acids)
Biological process (GO): 'de novo' UMP biosynthetic process; 'de novo' pyrimidine nucleobase biosynthetic process
Molecular function (GO): orotidine-5'-phosphate decarboxylase activity; orotate phosphoribosyltransferase activity
Source: RefSeq, a predicted model, not a curated record
UUGGUGUACGCACCCGGGACCCUCACCGACUUACCUGAAGGUUUAGACCACCAUGAUAGGGUUUACGAUGCAUCGAUUACUAAUGAAGCAACACAUACCGGCAAUUAGUUAAUCUAAAAAUCCACGACAUCGUAAACGGUUUCUCUGAAGUCAUUUUACCUUUCUUAAUAGUUUCAAAGUUCCCGCGACCGCUAUAAAUGAUUAAAAAUCCCUACAUUUUAUUUAUUUUUAAGUCAAUAUUUUAUAGAUAUCUUAUUUUGAAUAAUAAUUAAUUUGAGAUAAUUUGUUUUGAAAAAGUAAAAUUAACAUCAAAUUCGCGCGCGUUAAAGUUUGUAUUUCCAGGAAAUGAAUUGACGCCAGUACCAAAUAUUGAUUGUUACUUUGUUGAUACGGAUAUCGAGAAGCAAAGUGAGAACGUGAUAAAUACGAAUCACGAAAUUACUGUUUUAUAGUAAACGUAAUUAUUCUAUUAGUUGAAUAACUGAUAACAGAAUUCAUAUUAACAUGGAUAGUGAAUUAGAACAAUUAGCUGUAAAUCUCUUUGAUAUAGGAGCGUUUAAAUUUGGAGAAUUUGUGACCAAAGUUGGUCUAAAAACACCAAUAUAUUUUGAUUUAAGAGUCUUAGUCUCUCAUCCAAAAAUAAUGACCAGUUUGGCUAGAAUGUUAUUGCCAUUUGUAGAAGAAUGUCCAAAUGUAGCACGAAUUUGUGGUGUUCCUUAUGCAGCUGUACCAUUAGCAACAUUGAUUUCUAUAGACUCUAAUGUGCCCAUGUUACUUAUGAGAAAGCAAACAAAGACAUACGGUACAAAGAAAAUUAUAGAAGGGAAGUUUAAGCCAGGAGAUAGUUGUGUGAUUAUCGAUGAUGUAGUUACAAGCGGUAGCAGUAUUUUAGAGACAGCAGAUAUCUUAAGAAGGGAAGGUUUAAAAGUAACAGAAGCAUUUGUGGUAAUUGACAGAGAACAAAACGGCAAAAAAAAUAUAGAGAGUCAUGGUAUUUUGAUGAGGAGUCUGUAUACAACCACAAAACUGAUGACAUACCUCUUGAAAGCUAAUAAAAUUGCUGCCAAUAUUGUUAAAGAUGUGACUGAUUACUUAUUAAUAUCCAAAGCACCAAUCAUUUCUCCAGACAACCGAUUGACGAUGCCAUUUCAUAUUCGUGCCGAAAAGUGCAAAAAUGCAAUUGGCUCCAAGUUAUUUCAUCUAAUGGAAUCGAAGCAAUCCACUAUAUGUUUAGCAGCAGAUCUAACUAAAGCAGAUGCUGUUAUAGAGUUGGCUGAUUUAGCAGGACCACAUAUAGUGUUGUUAAAAACUCAUGUCGAUAUAUUAGAAGAUUUUAGUGAUAAUUUCAUCAAGCGCUUAAAAGAGUUAGCGAAAAAGCAUGACUUUUUAUUGAUGGAAGAUAGAAAAUUUGCUGACAUCGAAAAUACUGUAUGUUUACAGUAUGAAAAAGGGAUUUACAAGAUUGCACAAUGGGCAGAUGUCGUUACGGUGCACGCGAUCGCAGGUCAAAGUAUCAUAGAUGACUUCAAAAAUAGUUUAAAAAACAUAAGCGAACCUCGCGGCCUAUUUAUCUUAGCAGAAAUGUCCUCCAAAGGAGCAUUGACGAUUGGUGACUACAUGCAGGAUGCUAUAAGUAUUGCAGAAAUUUCGGAUAUGGUAGUUGGAGUUGUUUGUCAAUCGGAUAUUUUCUCGAGUCCGGGACUUAUUCAAUUGACACCUGGAGUAAGAAUAUUGAAAAGUACCGAUGACUUGGGACAGCAAUACAACACUCCAGAAUCUGUUGUCAAUUCUGGAGCUGAUUUAGCUGUAGUGGGCAGAGGUAUUACCGAAGCGGAAGAUAAAUUGGCUGCCACAUUAAAAUACAAGGAAGAACUUUGGGCAGCUUACAUAAAACGAAUAACUUUGUAAUAAAUACCAGGAGUACGGGAAAAAUAUAUUUUUUAUUUUCGAUUAUGUGUACAACAAUUAAAAACCGUAAAUAAUUGAAUAACAUCGACUUUAAAAAAAAGUUCUGCUAAUAGAGCGAUGCACAAAUUUCGAUGUAUGUACAUUAUAUAAUAAUACAUUAAUCUAUUCACAUUACUGUACAAAAGCUUUAAAGUGUAUUUACUUGUUCCCAUUAACAAUGAUACAGGAUUACAUGUACACAUAUGUAUAUCCUUUGCAAUGUGCAAGAAACUCUUUAUAUUUCCUAUAAAUGCUGCCAUAUAAAAAUCGUUAUAUUUAUACAUGUACACUUUACCUCUUUUGUACAAAAUGCAAUUAAAUGAACCCCUUGUGAUCCUAUAUGUUAUUUGUAUGUAAUGCAGAUAUUUUACAUUUUCGUAUAUUAUAUUAUUAUAAUGUCAUGAAAUUAUAUUUUUCAUCAAAACUUAA